This is a messenger RNA of Ceratotherium simum simum (southern white rhinoceros), 1566 nucleotides long. RefSeq names its product myozenin 2 (gene MYOZ2). Gene Ontology annotation, molecular function: FATZ binding; telethonin binding; actin binding. The record is from RefSeq and is a predicted model, not a curated record. NCBI's taxonomy places the organism in Eukaryota, Metazoa, Chordata, Mammalia, Perissodactyla, Rhinocerotidae. Gene Ontology annotation, cellular component: Z disc; actin cytoskeleton.
AAAGGCUCAGACCCCAGUUUGAGUCAGAGCUAGGGACCAUGCCGUCCCAGGCUCAAGGAUAAAAACCAUCGGGCCAAAGUGCCAUCCAUAUUCCAUCUCCAGUCUUUCUUCCACAAAUUGGGAUUCAUCCCUGCUGAAAAGCACGAUCUAAGAGCAAGGAAACAAAAAACCAUGCUAUCACAUAAUGCCACGGUGAAGCAGAAGAAACAGCAAGCAUCAGCCAUCAUGAAAGAAAUCCAUGGAAAUGAUGUAGAUGGCAUAGACCUGGGCAAAAAGGUCAGCAUCCCCAAAGACAUCAUGUUGGAAGAGUUAUCCCAUCUCAGUAACCGCGGUGCCAGACUAUUUAAGAUGCGACAAAGAAGAUCUGACAAAUACACAUUUGAAAAUUUCCAGUAUGAAUCGAAAGCACAAAUAAAUUACAAUAUUGCCAUGCAAAAUGAGAAACUGGAUGGAAGCAACCUGGAAAUUGGUUCUCAGCCAGCUCCGUUUACUCCUCCCAACACCCCGGACCCACGAAGUCCACCCAAUCCAGAAAGCAUUGCACCAGGAUAUUCUGGCCCACUGAAGGAAAUUCCUCCUGAAAGAUUCAACACCACAGCCGUCCCUAAGUACUAUCAGUCGCCCUGGGAACAGGCCAUUAGCAGUGAUCCGGAGCUUUUAGAGGCUUUAUACCCUAAAUUUUUCAAGCCUGAAGGAAAGGCAGAACUGCCCGAUUACAGGAGCUUUAACAGAGUUGCCAUGCCAUUUGGUGGUUUUGAAAAAGCAUCAAAAAUGGUUAAAUUCAAGGUUCCAGAUUUUGAUCUACUACUUCUAACAGAUCCCAGGUUCAUGGCCUUUGCCAAUCCUCUUUCUGGCAGACGGUCCUUUAAUAGGACUCCUAAGGGUUGGGUAUCUGAGAAUAUUCCUAUAGUGAUAACAACUGAACCUACAGAGGAUACCACUGUACCAGAAACAGAAGACCUAUGAAAAGAAAGUUCUGUGUGCCACAAAAACCUCUGAACAGAAAUGUUGUUGUUUUAUUAUUUCUACUUACUGGCAAAGCCACUUACACUCUUCAUUGGUAGCAAUAAUUUUAUAGCAAUUUAGCCAUUUUCCUUUUAUGGCAUUUAAUUUCAAUCUCAGAUAAAACACUAAUAAACGAUUCAAAAUCUUAUUUAAAUUUUUUUAACUCAUUUGUCUUUAUUCAUAAUUUUGUUUUUACCUGGUCUAAACAAUCCAGCCUUUCAUUGAGAAAGUCCAGAAUAGUAACUGACAACGAAAGUUUUCAUCUUUGUUUCCUUUAAUAUGAGGCAUUCCUGAAUAAGUUUUUCAAAUGGAAUCUAGAAUCAAAACACAGUGCAAGAUAUGUAGACUCAUUCAGGGUUUUAUUUAAGGGAUGAAAGCUAUGAAAGAUGAUGUACAAACAUUAUUGAUGGAGAAAGGGGUUGGGGUCUUCCUUUCUGGUGACCAUGAUAAAAUAGCAUGUCUGGAUGAAGUCUUUUCACUAGUCAUUCUUCGAAUUUCUAAAGUGCUUUGUAUUUUUUGACAUGCUUUAAAUCAUUGGGUACUUAUUCUAGAUGACAUUCU